CGCCAGGAAGAAUAUAGCGGUGCACCAAUGAAAGUAUAAGGUUAAAAUUUCACAACGAACCAACUAGUUCGCAUUAUUGUGUUGAAAAUUAAUCUAGAAAAUGACCGAUGAGGGCGGUAAGAACCAGGGCAUGAAGGUCAUGGGUAUCCUUGAUAUCCAGAAUACGCCUUGUGCUCGAGAAUCUAUUCUGCAUGGUGCUGGUGGUUCACUGGUGGCAGGAUUGGUUCACUUUUUGGCAACAAGUAGAGUAAAGAGGUCAUUUGAUGUGGGUGUCGCAGGAUUCAUGCUUACAACACUGGGUUCAUGGUUUUACUGCAGAUUUAAUAAUGCCAAGCUGCGUGUCCAGCAGAGAAUGAUUCAGGAUGGCAUAAAAAAUAAAGUAAUUUAUGAAGGCACAAAUCUAGACCCCACACAGAAGAAGACUGGGGAUCAGUAAAAGCUGCUUGUCUGAGACCAUGUUAAUGCCUUAAUGAUAAAGGUGAUUUAUUUAUUGUAUAAUUAUGUAUUGUAUUGAAAUUUUGUAAUAAAAUUACAAUUUUAAAAAAUAAA
Molecule: messenger RNA, 549 nt
Organism: Carassius auratus (goldfish)
Lineage: Eukaryota; Metazoa; Chordata; Actinopteri; Cypriniformes; Cyprinidae
Gene: cox20
Product: cytochrome c oxidase assembly factor COX20
Exons: 4
Coding region: 101-436 (111 amino acids)
Biological process (GO): mitochondrial respiratory chain complex IV assembly
Cellular component (GO): mitochondrion; mitochondrial inner membrane
Source: RefSeq, a predicted model, not a curated record